GAAGGGGCCAUCCCCAAACUGUUCCCACAAAGUUGGGAGCAUGAAAUUGUCCAAAAUGUCUUGGUAUGCUGACGCCUUAAGAGUUCCCUUCACUGGAACUAAGUCUUUAGCUAUUGAGUCUGUAGACAAUUGGUGCCUUUCGGCGCACUGUGCGCUUCAGCUGAGUUGCUGUCGUUCCCAGUUGCUUCCACUUUGUUAUAAUCCCACUAACAGUUGACCGUGAAAUAUUUAGUAGCCAGGAAAUGUCACAGAUGGACUUAUUGCACAGGUGACAACCUAUCACGGGACCACGUUUGAAUUCACUGAGCUCGAGAGCGACCCAU
This is a messenger RNA of Staurois parvus, 323 nucleotides long. Lineage: Eukaryota; Metazoa; Chordata; Amphibia; Anura; Ranidae. The record is from the annotation of a GenBank genome assembly.